Messenger RNA from Carassius auratus (goldfish), 3409 nucleotides. RefSeq names its product rho GTPase-activating protein 12-like. The coding region runs from base 274 to 2820 and encodes 848 amino acids. Gene Ontology annotation, molecular function: protein binding. NCBI's taxonomy places the organism in Eukaryota, Metazoa, Chordata, Actinopteri, Cypriniformes, Cyprinidae. Gene Ontology annotation, cellular component: cytoplasm. The record is from RefSeq and is a predicted model, not a curated record. The transcript has 19 exons. Gene Ontology annotation, biological process: regulation of GTPase activity; signal transduction.
CGUGACACGGUGAGUUCAGCCAGGCACCGGCCCGUAAGCGCGCUCGUGGGGAAAGUGGGCGCGAGCGUGCCGGAGGAGUUCGCUCGCGCCGCGGCUCAGGAAGGAACUUCGACGCUCAACUGCCCAGCAAGACCGAUGAACGCCAAACUGGUCAUUUUCUUAAGCCCUAGCCCACGAAACACCUGGAAUAUCUCGUCAGCUGAUUCCAUAUCAACCCAACACACAUUACCAUGCUCCACUCCUCCUGCCAUUGACCUUUGACCUCUGACAGCAAUGGCGGACCGCCCAGUAGCUCCAGGUCAGACGUACAUAGAGGUGGAGUAUGACUAUGAUUACAAAUCCAAAGACCGUUUGAUCACCAUUAAACAGGGGGAACGUUACCUGCUUUUGAAGAAGACCAACGAAGACUGGUGGCAGGUGCGCAAGGAUGAGGCCACUAAACCCUUCUAUGUCCCAGCGCAGUAUGUGCGGGAGGUGCGACGUGCUCUCAUGCCCCCUCCCAAACCCCUCAAUGCAGCAGGACGAGGGGGGACUGGACCCAUUCGACCAUCUGGCCUGGAGAUUCAGCGGCCAGAUGACAACAAGAAGAGCCCGUGUCCCUCGCCCUCUGGCAUUGCUUUACUGCCGCCCAGGGAUGACAGAGGCAGCCCCGGCAGCCCGACAGCGCUCAUGCCCCCCACACAAAUGAACUCUUCACCUGGCUCACUUCCUCGUUCAAGAGCCGAGUCCCCAAGUCACAAAGGAGAUGAAGAGAAAGAUAAAGAGUUAGAGAAGAGCAGUAGAGGACUGGAAAAAGAUGAAAUUCAUGAAGAGUUUGCCAGAGAGGGAGGCGGCUUGGAUAAGAACCGAAAUGAUUCAGAAUCCGGGGAUGAUCUCAGCAGUGGUUCAACAGAUAACCUACAGAUUUUAGGUUCAGGGCAGGGCAGGCCUGACUCUCCUGUCUACACAAACCUACAGGACCUGAAGAUCUCUCAGUCCUCCACUCCUCCACUGCCGUCCUCCUCUCCACUCCACACCAAUGGCGACUGGGAGACUCACAAAGACCAGAAUGGCAGACACUUCUACUACAACCGCAGCACACAGGAAAAGACCUGGAAACCCCCACGGGCACGGGACAGCCUCACCAGGAAAGAGGAGAAACGAGACAUGACUGACACUGAGGUUCUGUCAUCGGAGGAAAACUGUCUGAGCAGCCAAUCAGACAGCCAGUACGGUUCGCCCCCUAGAGGCUGGUCUGAGGAAAUGGAUGAGCAUGGACACACUCUCUAUGUGUCUGACUAUACUAAUGAGAAGUGGUUGAAACACAAAGACGAGCGAGGCCGGCUGUAUUACUACAGUGCAGAUGGCUCCAGAUCUGAGUGGGAGCUUCCUAAAAUCGGUCUUAAAUCACAGUCUAACCACACCGCUCUGCUACCAGGAGAUGCGCACAAAACUCGUAGUCUUGACCGAAGAAUGCCCGAUUCCAUUCCUAUCAGGACGAGACACAGCGUAUAUUUGCACGAGUCCAAUGACAAGUUAAAACAGAAAUCCGUCAAGGACCGGCGAACUUUACCCCCGCACCGCAAAAGCACCCUCCGCUCCCCCCCUUAUAGGCCACAAGACACCAAAACUGGCUCACCUGACUCAGACUCCUCCUGUCCCUCCUCUCCUAAACCCCCUCACUCUCCAUCAGAGAAAUGUGGCACUUUAAACAUGACUAAAAUCACUGAACAUGGAAAGAAGGUCAGGAAGAACUGGACCUCCUAUUGGACAGUUUUGCAGGGUUCUUCUCUACUAUUUAAUAAGGGCCAAGGAGGCGGGACUGGUUGGUUUGGAAGAGACCAGAAGCUGGAGUUCAGUGUGGAACUCAAAGGAGGAUCAGUGGACUGGGCAACUAAAGACAAAUCCAGCAAGAAAAAUGUUCUAGAGUUGAAGACUCGACAAGGCAUGGAGCUCCUCUUGCAGUCUGAUCAUGAGAGCCUCAUGAAUGAGUGGCACAAGGCUUUGACUGAAGCCAUACACACAUAUGCUUGGGAGUCUGAUGAGGCCAUUGAGGAAGACAUGCUGGAAUCUCCUGACACUGAGAAACAUGACAAAGAAAAAGAGCAAAGAAACUCCAAGAAGAGCAGAGAUAUUAAGAAAUCAGUAAGCAUGGAUAAUGCAGAACAGAAGAAGAAGACAAAGCUGAUGAAGCUCCUCACAGGCAGACCCACUUUACAGGCCGUCAAAGACAAGGGUUACAUUAAAGAUCAGGUGUUUGGCUCCAGUUUGAGCAGUCUUUGUCAGAGAGAAAGUACCACCGUCCCUCUCUUUGUCUCGAUGUGCAUUGAGCAGGUGGAGAAGAACGGGUUAGGAGUGGAUGGUUUGUACAGAGUCAGUGGAAAUUUGGCCAUUAUACAAAAACUGAGAUUUGCUGUUAAUCAUGAUGAAAAAGUGGAUUUAGAGGACAGUAAAUGGGAGGACAUUCACGUGACCACUGGAGCCCUGAAGAUGUUUUUCCGUGAGCUGCCAGAACCUCUAUUCCCCUACGCUUUCUUCAACAACUUCAUCUCCGCUAUCAAAAUGAUGGAUUAUAGGCAGAAAGUUCAAGCAUUUAAAGAUCUGAUGAAGCAACUGCCACGACCAAACCACGACACCAUACAGGCGCUCUUCAAGCACUUGAAGAAAGUAAUCCAACAUGUCGACGAAAACAGGAUGACCACGCAGAGUGUAGCUAUCGUGUUCGGCCCAACGCUUCUACGCCCAGAGGUAGAGACGGCAAAUAUGGCCGUGCACAUGGUCUAUCAGAAUCAGAUCGUUGAGCUUAUUCUUAUGGAAUAUGAGACUAUAUUCGGCAGGUAGGUCAACCCUUUGACCAAACCCAACGGGACACAGUUACUACUGAAGACCGACAGCCCAUUGGCUGCCAGACUGAACACUGAACAUAAUGUUUGGUACAUUUACGUGAGAGGAAUAUCUGUAUUAGGAAAAAACAGCAUUCUGGGUUCAACAUCAACAGUCAAAUCCUUCCUCAUAUCUUUAUUGGACUAAAUUAUAGUCUUUUUUUUCUUGGCUGGCUGUUGUAUUAUUUUUAUAUACCAAAAUUCAUUGGACCAUGUCACUUUUGGACCAUCUUUGGAUUCAUUUGGAGCAACAAGGGCUUGAAAUAUGAAUGUUUUCUGUCUGACUGAAAACAGUGUUGCAUAUUGGAGAAAUCUGAUGCUUCAUUUUAGAUUUCCGUUCAUUACUCAGUACUACAUUUUGCAUCACGUCUUUCAAUGGUAAUACUGUAAUGGUUUGGAACAACAUCAACUGAUUGACUGAGAUGUAAGACAUGGAUUUUAUUCUAUCCUAACAAUUCAUUUUCAUGGGAAUGGAUUGUACCCUUGAGAUGACCGCUGCUGCGAAACACUGGAGUUUUUAUGUAGACUCUCAAGAUUUGGAUACACAA